Molecule: messenger RNA, 761 nt
Organism: Scomber scombrus (Atlantic mackerel)
Lineage: Eukaryota; Metazoa; Chordata; Actinopteri; Scombriformes; Scombridae
Product: SIN3-HDAC complex-associated factor-like
Exons: 6
Coding region: 123-761 (212 amino acids)
Biological process (GO): negative regulation of cell migration
Source: RefSeq, a predicted model, not a curated record
CGACUGAUGGUCUGCAACAGCGUUGUUAAUGGUGAAACGAGAAGCAGUUUCCUAUAAGAGCUCUUUUUUUUUGCCGCGGAGGACACAAGUGUGAGUCGCUGAGCUUUUCACUUUGAUACAAGAUGUUUGGCUUCCACAAGCCGAAGAUGUACCGGAGCAUAGACGGCUGCUGCAUCUGCAGAGCCAAGUCGUCCAGCUCCCGCUUCACAGACAGCAAACGCUAUGAGACCGACUUCAAGAGCUGCUUCGGGCUGGGUGAGGUGCGUUGCGGCGACAUCUGUAACGCCUGCGUCCUGCUGGUCAAGAGAUGGAAAAAACUUCCAGCUGGGUCCAAGAAGAACUGGAAUCACGUGGUCGACGCAAAAGCAGGGUCGAGCAUGAAGUCGAUACUGAGGACGAAAAAGAUGCACAAGAAGCUGAGGCCGAGCCAGAUGAGUCGAGUGCAGAGUGAGCUGAAGAGAAACAUGUCCUCUGUGUCCCACCCAGACUCUGACGCCCACAGCACCACCUCCAGCACCUCACCCGCUCAGUCACCCAGCUACAGCAACCCAUCAGACGAGGGCUCGGACACGGAGCUUUCAGCCAGCAGUGCCCUUCCUCCAGCCUUCUCCUUCCUGGACCUCACCUACUGGAAAAGCAUCACCUCGGCUCAACAUCCCGGACACAUGUCUAGCCUCCAGUUGCAUCAGCACCAUGAUUGCGUAAGAGGCCGCCGGGCCGCACUGUUCCUCCCUGCUGAUGCUCAGCCCUGUGCCCGAUAA